Molecule: messenger RNA, 3139 nt
Organism: Ornithorhynchus anatinus (platypus)
Lineage: Eukaryota; Metazoa; Chordata; Mammalia; Monotremata; Ornithorhynchidae
Gene: AP1B1
Product: adaptor related protein complex 1 subunit beta 1
Exons: 24
Coding region: 201-3077 (958 amino acids)
Biological process (GO): intracellular protein transport; vesicle-mediated transport
Cellular component (GO): membrane coat; clathrin adaptor complex
Molecular function (GO): clathrin binding
Source: RefSeq, a predicted model, not a curated record
UGCCCGGAAGCGGGACGGCGCAGGCCCAUUUCCGCCGGGCCGGUGACAGCGGGACGGGCAGGACCGGACCGGACCGGGCCGGGCCGCACCGGGGAGGAAGGCGGGCGGGCCGAAGGACGAGGAGGAGGAGGAGGCGGCGGACAUCUUGGCCUCCCCGUCCCCGACCUUUCCUGACCCUCACGGCAAACCACGGGACCAAAAUGACCGACUCCAAGUACUUCACCACCACCAAGAAAGGGGAGAUCUUCGAGCUGAAGGCAGAGCUCAACAGCGACAAGAAGGAGAAGAAAAAGGAAGCAGUGAAGAAAGUGAUCGCGUCCAUGACCGUUGGCAAGGAUGUCAGCGCUCUCUUCCCUGACGUGGUCAACUGCAUGCAGACGGACAACCUGGAGCUGAAGAAGCUCGUCUACCUCUAUCUGAUGAACUACGCCAAGAGCCAGCCGGACAUGGCCAUCAUGGCCGUCAACACCUUCGUCAAGGACUGCGAGGACCCGAACCCGCUGAUCCGGGCCUUGGCGGUGCGGACCAUGGGCUGCAUCCGGGUGGAUAAGAUCACGGAGUACCUGUGCGAGCCGCUGCGCAAGUGCCUCAAGGACGAGGACCCCUACGUGCGCAAGACGGCCGCCGUGUGCGUCGCCAAACUCCACGACAUCAACGCCCAGCUGGUGGAGGACCAGGGCUUCCUGGACACCCUCAAGGAUCUCAUCUCCGACUCCAACCCCAUGGUGGUGGCCAACGCGGUGGCCGCCCUCUCGGAAAUCGCCGAGUCCCAUCCGAGCAGCAACCUGCUGGACCUGAACCCGCAAUCCAUCAACAAGCUGCUGACGGCCCUGAACGAGUGCACCGAGUGGGGCCAGAUCUUCAUCCUGGACUGCCUGGCCAACUACAUGCCCAAGGACGACCGCGAAGCCCAGAGCAUCUGCGAGCGGGUGACGCCCCGGCUGUCUCACGCCAACUCGGCGGUGGUGCUGUCGGCCGUGAAGGUGCUCAUGAAGUUCAUGGAGAUGCUGUCCAAGGACCUGGACUACUACGGCACCCUGUUGAAGAAGCUGGCCCCGCCGCUGGUCACCCUGCUCUCCGCCGAGCCCGAGCUGCAGUACGUGGCCCUCCGCAACAUCAACCUCAUUGUGCAGAAGAGGCCCGAGAUCCUGAAGCACGAGAUGAAGGUGUUUUUCGUGAAGUACAACGACCCCAUCUACGUCAAGCUGGAGAAACUGGACAUCAUGAUCCGCCUGGCGUCCCAGGCCAACAUCGCCCAGGUGUUGGCUGAGCUGAAGGAGUAUGCGACCGAAGUGGACGUGGAUUUUGUUCGCAAGGCGGUGCGGGCCAUCGGGCGCUGCGCCAUCAAGGUGGAGCAAUCGGCCGAACGCUGUGUGAGCACGCUGUUGGACCUGAUCCAGACCAAGGUCAACUAUGUGGUGCAGGAAGCCAUCGUGGUCAUCAAGGAUAUCUUUCGCAAGUACCCCAACAAGUACGAGAGCGUCAUCGCCACCCUGUGCGAGAACCUGGACUCCCUGGACGAGCCCGAGGCCCGGGCGGCCAUGAUCUGGAUCGUGGGCGAAUACGCCGAGCGCAUCGACAACGCCGACGAGCUGCUGGAGAGCUUCCUGGAGGGCUUCCACGACGAAAGCACCCAGGUCCAACUGCAGCUGCUCACGGCCAUCGUGAAGCUGUUCCUGAAGAAGCCCACCGAAACGCAGGAGUUGGUGCAGCAGGUGCUCAGCUUGGCCACCCAGGAUUCCGACAACCCGGACCUGCGGGACCGAGGCUACAUAUACUGGCGCCUGCUCUCCACGGACCCCGUGGCUGCCAAGGAGGUGGUCCUAGCGGAGAAGCCGCUCAUCUCCGAGGAGACGGACCUCAUCGAGCCCACCCUCCUGGACGAGCUCAUCUGUUACAUCGGCACGCUGGCCUCCGUCUACCACAAGCCCCCCAGCGCCUUCGUGGAAGGCAGCCGGGGCAUCGUGCACAAGAGCCUGCCUCCUCGCACGGGCUCAAGCGAGAGCGCGGAGAGCCCCGAGGCGGCCCCCGCCGGCGCCCCCCCGGCCGAGCAGCCGGCCGUCAUCCCCACCCAGGGCGACCUCCUGGGCGACCUCCUGAACCUGGACCUGGGACCCCCGGUCAGCAGCCCUCCGGUGGCCACGUCCUCGGUGCAGAUGGGGGCCGUGGACCUCCUCGGGGGAGGGCUGGACAGCCUGAUGGGGGACGAGUCCGAAGGGCUUAGAGGUGAUGUGAGUGGCAGCCCUGCAAUGGGCGGCACCGGCUUUACGGCCCCCCCGGCAGCGGUGCCGGCCAACUCCGGGGCACCGAUCGGCGGCGGCUUGGGCGAUCUGUUCGACCUGACCGGUGGAGUGGGCGCCCUGUCGGGGUCUUACGUCGCGCCCAAGGCCGUGUGGCUCCCCGCCAUGAAGGCCAAGGGCCUGGAGAUCUCGGGCACCUUCAGCCGCCAAGCGGGUUCCAUCUCCAUGGACCUGUCACUGACCAACAAAGCCUUGCAGGUCAUGUCCGACUUCGCCAUCCAGUUCAACCGCAACAGCUUCGGCCUGGCCCCCGCGGCCCCCCUGCAGAUCAACGCUCCGCUCGGCCCCAACCAGACGGUGGACAUCUCCCUCCCUCUCAACACCAUUGGCUCCAUCAUGAAGAUGGAUCCCCUCAACAACCUCCAAGUGGCCGUGAAAAACAACAUCGACGUGUUCUACUUCAGCACCGUGUACCCUCUUCACAUCCUGUUUGUGGACGACGGGAAGAUGGAGCGGCAGAUGUUCCUGGCCACGUGGAAGGACAUUCCCAAUGAAAACGAGGCUCAGUUCCAGAUCAAAGACUGUCCCCUCGGAGCAGAGGCCGUGAGCAGCAAGCUGCAAGGCAGCCACGUGUUCACCAUCGCCAAGAGGAACGUUGAGGGCCAAGACAUGCUCUACCAGUCCCUCAAGCUGACCAACGGCAUCUGGGUCCUGGCAGAGUUGCGGAUCCAGCCCGGCAACCCCAGCUUCACGGAUCUGGAGCUGUCCCUCAAGUGCCGCGCCCCGGAGGUGUGCCCCUACGUCUACCAAGCCUACGAGACCAUCCUCAAGAACUGAAGGCCUCCCACCAGCCCCCUCCCCGCCAGCCUCGGCCAAAGCGGGGGGCCGGGCCGGGGGAG